AUGCUACUGCCGGUAUUUCUUUUCCUGGCACUUUUCCUCUCAGCCAAACAAGCCACUAGCGACGUCGGACCGGCCGACAACGGAGCAGUGUUCCGACAACUGUGCAAGCUUGUGGCCCUUGCGGAAAAAUCACCAGCGCUAGGACCGCACGCGACGCUAAACACGGCAGCUGUCACAGAAAUGGAAGAACUAAACAUCAGUCUAAGCCCAGCAACAUGGCAAGCAAAAUUUGCAAAAGCCGAAGUCACAGACACCCUAGAGGAGAUGAAAACAAAGGCUAACGUAACGGACGACAAUAUCGCUAAGGACUGGCACAACAAAUGGCGACAAUGGGUUCUAGCUUACAAAGCCACGCGGCCGGACACAGCAGCGGCUACAAGAAUAAAAGAAGCAGGCUUCAACAACCUUACGCCCGGAAGAAGAUGGGCAGCACAAAUGAGAGUCCAAGCACACUUAGCACGGGCGCAGGCCCUAUUAACAGAAGGAAAACAAUACUCAGCAGCAGCAGCAAAACCAACAGCAGCUGAUUACCCCAAGAAGCUUAAAGACGCGGUGUUGGGGGAUGACGUCGGUAAUAAAGCAAGUGUCACAAUAGCAAAAACUUUCUCAGGAGGCGCCAACAGCGGACGCUCGAAUGCCUGCGGUGGAAACAUCGCCAACCACCCAGCAACGACAGCAGCCGCGACGCUAAUGUGCGUAUGCGCCGAAGCAGCCGCAAACCAACCGGGCGGAGCCUGCAUAUCUGGCCAAACUGUAACAACGACCUGGACAACGGCGGCACCCCCGGCCUUAGGAGUGUGGACACAGCUAGCCGGCGAAUGCCCAGACGACGACGGAGCGGUGAUCAGUGCCGAUGCGCUCCUAACUCCGAUAAGAGAACUGAACAGCAUGGUAGUCAAACUUAACAACGCCGGUUUCCUCGGCAAAACAGUAACCAAAAGCAACUGCGACGGAAGCUCAGACGCGGGGGUAUGCGUCAAAUACAGCGAUUUCACGGGGAAGGGCGACAAAAAGUUCACGGACAUCCCAUGGGUAGUGAAACUUGUAAACCUCGCCCAAGACCUACAGCUACGGGAAGCGGCGGCCGCGGCGAUAAAAAAUAUAAACCACCAACUAAAAGCAGAACGAGAAGCAGCGUAUGCUUGUGCGACAGCGCUAACAGAACCCCCCACAACCGUCGAGACAAAGAGCUUAAGCUCAAAGACCAAAGAAGAUAAAGAAGGAUGCAAACAACAAAAAAGCAAUAAAACUGCAUGCACAGAGGCUAACUGCAAAUGGCAAGGAAAAACUGAAACAGAUGGUCCCUGCAAACCUAAAGAUGGAGAAGGACAAACAAAUGCAGCAGCAGGAACAGGAACAGGAACUGCAGGAGAUCAAAAGAAAGAGAGAGCAGCUUCAGCUUGGUGUGCAAAACACGGCACUGACGAGACAGCUUGUGAAAAUGACAAAACGGGGGAUAAACAAAAUUGCGCAUUCAGAAAGGGAAAAGAAAGUGAAGAUGAGCCAGAAAAAGAAAAGCACAGCCUUUGUAGCUUUAUUGUAAAUAAUAAAUUGGCUCUGAUAGCUGCUGCAUUUUUUAGUUUGGAAGCAUUUCAGAAUUGUAAAGACUUUUAG
Trypanosoma brucei brucei TREU927 is the source of this 1614-nucleotide messenger RNA. RefSeq names its product variant surface glycoprotein (VSG, atypical), putative. The coding region runs from base 1 to 1614 and encodes 537 amino acids. NCBI's taxonomy places the organism in Eukaryota, Euglenozoa, Kinetoplastea, Trypanosomatida, Trypanosomatidae. The record is from RefSeq and is a predicted model, not a curated record. The transcript has a single exon.